AAUUAAAGAGAAUUUACAAUAAAAAAAUUCAAUUUUCACUUUUUAUUAGUAAUAUAAUGUUGGGGUGUGUAUAAAUAACCUUCUCGUUCUCGCUGGCAUAUCUACUCACUGAUAUGAGAGACCUGAAGAACUGCUCCUCCACUGUAUAGACACGCUCGAAUCUCAACUCCCUUCCUCCAUUGCUUCAGCUGUUUCGUAUACAAUAUUUUUAUUUUUACAAGAAAAUUAUAUACAACCAUAUGUGUAUAUAUAUUUUCAUGGCAGCGUCGUCGAUGUAGGCUUUUGAAAUGGAUAGACGCAGACAAUUACCCCACUUCAUGAACUUACCGGUUCAUCUCUUUCUACUCACUUUUCUCACGGCUCUCCAAGCAGUCACGUGGAGCUCGCACGCUGCACACUCGCCGUCUCCCGAGGAGCUUCUCCUAGGUUUCAGAGCCGCUCCCGAUUCAGCUGUCUCAUCUUUUCAGCCUCUGCUUAGCGACUCCUCGGGCAACUACUCGCUGGGUUUCCUCCGGGUCAACCCGAAUCAGCUGAGUCUUUCUGUUCUCCACGUCCCUUCAUCGGUUCCGGUGUGGUCCGCCAACACGACCCGUUUGGCCAGAUGGGCCGACUCGACUCAGCUUUUCUUCAAUGGCAGCCUGGUCUUAUCUGAUGCCCGCACCGGGGUGUUUUGGUCCACCGCCACUAUAGGGGACCGUGUUUGGCUCUCCAACACCUCGAAUCUCAUGAUACAGAAGCUUGAUGGGGUGACUAUAUUGUGGCAGAGUUUUGACUUCCCCUCGGAUACCCUUGUUGAAAACCAGAAUUUCACUAGUACCAUGACUUUAGUUUCUUCGAACGGGCUUUAUUCUAUGCGGUUGGGUCCGAAUUACAUCGGAUUAUACGCAAAUUUCGCGGGUUCGGGUAGGGGACCCGGUCAGAUAUAUUUGAAGCACAGGGCAAUGGAGGCGAAGGCGGAAAUAGUUGAAGGCCAGCCCAUAUACUUGGUUCUAAAAUCUGGCGGAUAUUUGGGCAUGUUUCAGAACGGGUCGAUCCCAGUUGAUGUGCAGUCUUUCAACACUUUUCAGCAAAACGUAUCGGGUAUCCGCCGGGUCAGAAUCGAACCUGAUGGAAAUCUCAAAGGAUACUACUGGACCGGGUCGAGUUGGAUAUUGGAUUAUCAGGCAAUAUCGGAUGCUUGUGAAUUACCUAGUUCCUGCGGCUCCUAUGGUUUAUGCAAACCCGGCAAGGGAUGCUCCUGCCUAGACAACCGAAGGGAUCACGAUUCCGGCGAAUGUGCACCGGCAGGGAAUCAACUUCGCGGUGACUUUUGCGGUGCGUAUGACAGCCGGGUAAGGGUAGUGAGAAGAAGCGGGGUCGAAUUGCCAUUUAAAGAAUUAAUGGGGUACAAAAACAUGGCGUCGAUUGAGGAGUGUGAGGGUGCAUGCGAAGGAAACUGCACGUGCUGGGGUGUGGUGUACAGUAACUCCUCUGGGUUCUGCUACAUGCUAGAUUAUCCGGUACAGACAGUGGUGGCAGUUGGGGAUGAGAGCAAGGUGGGGUACUUUAAGGUGAGGGAGGGAGUAAGGAAGAAAAAGGUGGAGACAUGGGUAGGGUUGGGGUUGGGGUUGUUGUUUGGGGCAAUAUUGGUAUUUGGAGGAGUGAUGGGGUUAGGAUGGUACAAGUGGAGAAGUAGAGGGGUAAAAGGGUAUUUAGAAGAGGAGGGUGUAAGUGGUGUUGGAGCAUACAAAGAUUUGGGAGGUGCCAGUUUUAGGUCAAUUGAAUUAUGUGAGAAAUGAUGAUGUAAGAGAUGACAUUUUUGGGACUAUGCCUUAUCAACUAACUUUCUUUGUUUAGUGGCUGUGGGGACAGUUAAGUAAAUCCACUUGUUUUUCUUUCUGUUUUUGUUGGUUCUGCUCUUGUAAAAUAUGCAUCACAUUUUGUACCAAAUGGACAACAUUAAAGGAAAAGCCAAAUUUAUAUUUCUAUAAAAUCUUUUAUAGUUUGAUGA
Sesamum indicum (sesame) is the source of this 1990-nucleotide messenger RNA. Its product is annotated as D-mannose binding lectin protein with Apple-like carbohydrate-binding domain-containing protein. The record is from RefSeq and is a predicted model, not a curated record. Gene Ontology annotation, biological process: recognition of pollen. Lineage: Eukaryota; Viridiplantae; Streptophyta; Magnoliopsida; Lamiales; Pedaliaceae.